GUGCCCGCGGCCACUGGCGCCGCCGCCGCCUCUUUUCCUCUCCCCCCCGCGGAGCUCCGCCGGCGCGGUUUCCCAGCCCGAUGACCCCCGGCCGCUGGCUCCAGGGCGGGCUGAGCCCCUCCUCACCUGAGCGGGGUCCCAGCAAAGUGCGGGCGACAGGCUGCCGGGCGGCUGGGCGCAGGGCUCGAGGCGAGUCCCCGCGACACGUUGGCAAGCGGGGGUGCCCCUGCAGUCUGGCUUUGCCUCCGGCGAGCCGGGGAACCAACCUGUCUCCCGCCCCGGCCUCCAACUUGGCCAAGCGCGUUCCCCCUCCCCGCAUCCCUGCCGCCAGCCAAUCGCAAAAGUUCUUGGGGGAUUCGCUGGCAAAGUAGAUCGAGAGAGCGCGCGGGGGGGGGGGGGGGGCGUGGAACCGUCUGCGAGCUUUGAGAAAAGCGUGCCGGGAAAGGAGAUCUCUGCUUGGGAUCAGGGGGGUCGCCGUUUGAGUCUUGGGAUUUGAGACGUUGCGCCAGGCGUUAAGGGGUCCCGAUGCAGCCGCCGGCGUCCUUCCUCCUCUGCGUGCUGGUUUGGGCCAACUUUUGUCCCCGGCAAGGCUCCACCGCCGGCGCCCAGAGUGGAUCUAUCCGAGCGCUGCGAGCUUCGAACCUGCGGAGAGAUGAGAGCAAUCACCUCACAGCCUUGUACCGGAAAGAGGAGACCAUCCAUAUCCGGGGAAAUGGCCACAUCCAUAGCCCCCGUUUCCCAAACAGCUAUCCCAGGAACUUGUUGCUGACAUGGAGGUUGCUUUCGCCUGAGAACACAAGGAUACAGCUGGUGUUCGACAGUCAGUUUGGACUGGAAGAGCCAGAGAAUGAGAUCUGCAGAUAUGACUUUGUGGAAGUGGAAGAUAUAUCUGAAAUCAGCACAAUUAUCCGAGGACGUUGGUGCGGGCACAAGGAAGUUCCCCCGAGAAUAACAUCAAAAACAAAUCAGCUGAAGAUAAGUUUCAAGUCUGAUGACUACUUUGUGGCUAAACCUGGAUUCAAAAUUUAUUAUUCCCAUGUGGAUGAUCUGCCACCUGCUGCAUCUGAAACCAACUGGGAAUCAGUCACAAGCCCUGUCUUGGGGGUAUCCUAUCACUCUCCAUCAGUGACUGACCCAACCCUUAUGGCAGAAGCUCUGGAUCAGACCAUUGCUGGUUUUGACACUGUGGAAGAACUGCUAAGACACUUUAAUCCAGAUACUUGGCAAGAAGAUCUUGAGACUCUGUACACAGACACUGCCCAGCAUAGAGGGAGAAAUUUCUAUGAAAGAAAGUCAAAAGUUGACUUGGACAGGUUGAACGAUGAUGUGAAGCAGUACAGCUGCACUCCAAGGAACUAUUCUGUCAACAUACGGGAGGAGCUGAAGGUGACAAAUUUUGUGUUCUUUCCACGCUGCCUUCUCGUCCAGCGCUGUGGCGGCAACUGUGGCUGUGGCUUUACAAACUGGAAAUCCUGCACGUGCGCACCAGGAAAACUAGUGAAGAAGUAUCAUGAGGUGCUGAGGUUCAUCCCUGGACCGGGUCACAUCAGAAGAAGGGGCAGAACUGAGAAUGUGAGGCUGAUAGAUAUCCAACUGGAGCACCACGAGCGCUGUGAAUGUGUCUGCAGUUCAAGACCACCCCGAUAGACAGACUCCCACCACCCUAUUUGCGACUGAAAGGACCUCUUUCUCUUCAGGAAAGGGCAGUCUGGGAAUCUUCUCCAGCGACCAUGAAAUGUUGCUGACAGCUUGCAUUGUCACUGGUAGAGAGACAUCCAUCGCCUUGCAACUUUUAAAGUGCCAAGUGCCACAGCAAUUAAUCAAUAAUAACACAGAUUUACGUAUCUAAUCCAAACGUGGGAUUGAACAUUUAAAUGCAGAAGGAGGAACCGAGUGCCGAAAAUCUUAGGCCCCUUCUGUGCAUGCAGAAUAAUGCCCUUUCAGUCCACUUUCGCAAUAGUUUGCAAGUGGAUUUUGCUAUUCAAACCACUUUCACAACUGUUUGCAAGUGGAUUUUGCCAUUCCACACAGCUUCAAAGAGCAUUGAAAGCAGUUUGCAAGUGCAUUAUUCUGCAUGUGCGGAAGGGGCCUUUGGGUCUGCAGUGAGAUCUGCUUGCAGGAUGGCAAAUAUUUUGCCUUAAGAAUAGCACAAGCCUAAUAAUAAGGGGCACACAUGCAUGUUUCACAUAUUCUUAUGCACAACUCUUCAGCAGGUAAACCUUUAAGCACACUUACAGCAUAAUGGCAUACUUUGAAAAUAGUAAAGUCAUAAAUGGCAGUCCCAAUCCAGGAUCUAGAAAAUGUAAUCAUCCUAUAGAAUCUUUAGUGGCUCUGGGUAGGCAAAAUCCAGGUUUUGUACAAGAAACAAGAGACCACGUCCAACCAUAAGCAGAUAUGUGCCUUACAGUCAGCAAACCAUCUAUGCAAACCUAUGCAUAGCAUUGCACGUUUAACAACCUGGACCCAGGAAGGCUGGAACAUGAACAUAAAAAUUCCGCUCCUGGGUUGAGGCAGAAGCUCCCCAAAAGAGCUCACCCGUUCCCUCCAAUUGUAGAUGUGGAAAAUGUGAAAAAAUAAUGAAGAUAAUGAGGGGCAGAGUUGUUCAUACAAAACACCUAUUUAAUUGGGCCAGCCUUAAAUGGGAGCACUUAAUGCUGAGAGUCAUCCGAAGUACUCUAUUAGCUGUUUUCAGGGUCAGAAUAGCACAUGCUGAGUUCCCAAAUGAUGUCAAGUUUAAGAAGCUCUGUUGCAUUAAUAAAUAUAGGGGUUUUUUAUCUUUAAAAAGUUGGAUUUAAAGUCCUAUCAUAAUUUGAGACCCUAACUAUAGCUUACUUAACUGGUUCAUAAAUCCAGCUUUCGAUAGGCUGUUGAGGGUUUUCCGAUCUGGGUGGCCAUGGUCAGAUACUUUUGGCUUCUAACAUUUUGCCUGCAUCUAUGGCUGGCAUCUUCAAAGGCAUGUCAUGGUGAGAUGUGUUUCUCUCUAUGGCGCAAAGAGAGGAGACAGUAGUAGCUCUAGGAAUCACCAGAAAUUUCUAUUGUAAAGCCAUAGAAUAGGAAUUUCUAAUGAUUCCUAGAUCUACUCAUUGCCACUUUUUCAAACAGAUUUUUUAUUUUCAACAGAGAAUUUCAAAAAAGAAAAGGGGAUAUUAAAAAGAAGAAAUAAGUAAAUAUAAACAAUAGCAUUACAUGGACUUGCAUCAACUUUAACUAGGUAGUCUACUGGAGGAAAGUCAUUGUUAAUCAUUUUACAAUCUGGUUAAUUUUAGCUACAUUUUCAAAUAAUUUGGAAAAGAUUAAUGGGCAAAUACAUAAAAUUUUAUACAUAUAGAAAACUGUUGCACUUUUUGAGAAAUCAUUCCUUACAGCAGGUUAUUAAAAUGGUAUUUAUAUGUACUUAGGUCAAUACUGUCUACUAAUAUCUGUAUGUAUGGAUCUCUCUCUCUCUCUCUCUGUGUAUGUCAACUAUAACAUCAUAAUGACUACACUCAUACCUAAAUAAAGCUUCUUAUUACGUAGUAGUUAAAA
Sphaerodactylus townsendi is the source of this 3525-nucleotide messenger RNA. RefSeq names its product platelet derived growth factor D (gene PDGFD). Gene Ontology annotation, molecular function: growth factor activity; platelet-derived growth factor receptor binding. Gene Ontology annotation, biological process: positive regulation of phosphatidylinositol 3-kinase/protein kinase B signal transduction; platelet-derived growth factor receptor signaling pathway; positive regulation of cell migration. The record is from RefSeq and is a predicted model, not a curated record. NCBI's taxonomy places the organism in Eukaryota, Metazoa, Chordata, Lepidosauria, Squamata, Sphaerodactylidae. Bases 526 to 1647 code for a protein of 373 amino acids. Gene Ontology annotation, cellular component: membrane. The transcript has 7 exons.